This is a messenger RNA of Betta splendens (Siamese fighting fish), 6729 nucleotides long. RefSeq names its product protein phosphatase 1, regulatory subunit 9A (gene ppp1r9a). Gene Ontology annotation, biological process: neuron projection development; actin filament organization; calcium-mediated signaling. Lineage: Eukaryota; Metazoa; Chordata; Actinopteri; Anabantiformes; Osphronemidae. Gene Ontology annotation, cellular component: dendrite; cytoplasm; actin cytoskeleton. Gene Ontology annotation, molecular function: actin filament binding. The record is from RefSeq and is a predicted model, not a curated record. The transcript has 19 exons. Bases 1336 to 4728 code for a protein of 1130 amino acids.
UGUAAGUUGCAUUUUACUGAGGAUUGGGGAAUAAACAGCAGUGUAGCGGACACAAUCUGCCAAGAAUCAGAUAAGUAUUAUUUAAUUUAGUUAAAUUUUAAAUUAAAUAAUGAUCAGUAAAACUAACAUUAGGCCGAGAAGCUACAUUUUUUCCUUCCCUCUGAUUCUGGAGCCAUUCACAGAAAAAAGAUGUUUUGUACAGUAUGUGGCCGGUGGUGCAGCAGAUAAAUGUAAAAGUAAUAUUUAUUUUUUAUUUCAGUUCAUAGUUAUUUUGCUUUAAACUCUUGUGUCGGUGCACAUCCAUUCUCUUUUAGGGCACAGAAACAUUCAAGCAUAGUCUAAUUAAUCAGAAUGAGUAAUGGUUUCUCCAAAUCGCUUACUGUACCAUCCAGAGUUUUCAUGCUUGUAAUUUAAAUUUAAAUUAAGCACUUUAGUUCACUCCUCCAUUUCAGUAAAUUAGGUCUGAUGGAGUCAAUUUUACAAACAUGUCUCUCUCUCUCUACGUGAGUGAUUUACAGUAGUGAAAUCAAACUUAUCCUCUACAUGUGUCUGGCUCUUCUCCCCGGUAACCUGCUCAAGGCCCCCUGCUGCCACUCACGCCACACUUUGCGCAGAACUAAUUUGACAGCCACCGCACGGCCCCGGUGGUCCCUGACCCUCUCUACCCCACCCAAAUCCCAUUGAUGGACCACAAGCAGCCAGUGGAGUUACAGCCGCUGUGUGUUGGUAUCCGCUAUGCCAGACUGCAGCUCAUUGAAACCCCCUCCGCGCCGCAGAUUAUCGGACCGAACCAUUGCCGCAGUUCAGGUUCCAGCACCUGUCACACUAGGCUCUCCAUCCGCAGACCGCCGCGCGUCGCCGCGGCCCGGUGCGCUCCCUCCGACCGUACUGCGGACGCGCGUCGGACGCUGCCGCCCUGCGGACGCCGGCCCGGCGCAGCCUCUGGUGAGACGAGCGGCCGAAUCGCACCGACACCCCCAUUGUGCGCCUGGCAGCAUCACCCACCGCCUGCAAUGGCGUUGUAGCGGCUCCAGUGCGCCCGAGCGACUCCACGGCGGCGAUUCCGUCCCGCACUGUUGACGCGUGCGGGAUAGCGAUGUUAUUAUCGAGCGGCUUCCAGCCACAGCGUCCAUAUUCUCCAGCAGCUCGGCGUUUGUUUAUUCACGCGUCAAGCGAAGCCGGAGCCAUGAACGUGUGACUGGGCUUAGAGGAACUAAAAGCAUCCGUGGGAUCAGAUUAGGCAGCGCCGCAGUAGGUCAGAAUAGACUCCUCACUCCCGCGUUCUAACGAGGCCACAGCGAUGCUGACAUCCCGUCUCAAUCCAAAGACGACAUCAUGCUGAAGACAGAGGUCUCGGGGGAGAGGACCAGCCUCCGGAGCGCCUCUCCCCACCGCAACGCCUACCGGGCCGAGUUCCAGGCGCUCAAGAGGGCCUUCGACCAGCCUCGGCUCGAUGGAGACCCCAAGCCCAAAGAUCCGGAGGCCAAGCAGCCAAGGGGCCGGCAGUACGGCGCCCACGUCAGCCGCAUCAAAGACAUGUUCAUGCAGAUGGGCUCCGACAACGCAGCAGCCAAGACCAGGGGACGGGACGAGUCCUCGCCGCAGAAGCUGGUCAAGCCCACCAACUUCAUAAACAAGGCGGAUGGAUCGGUGAUAAGACUCCAGCAUUCCUCGUCGUCGGACAGGGUUGGAGGUGCCGGGGCGAAGUUCUCCGAAACCAGAAAGCUGUUCGAGCAGCAGUCGCGCGACCAGUCCCAGUCGCCCGUUUUCCCCUACGGACGCGACAAAAGGGGUUCCCACGAGCACCUGGAUGAGUGGCGCGGCGCGAGGUCCAAUCGAGGCAGCACCGACUCCCUGGACUCCCUCUGUUCCCGAACCGAGGCGUCCUCGCCGACCGUCAGCCAGCUCAGCGCGGUGUUUGAAAACGCCGACCACCUCAACCAGGGCGUGAGCUACAGGGGCGUCAGCAGACGAGCCCUCUACUCACCAGAUGGGUUCCAUCGCCACGGGGGCGACGUCAGUGAGGAUGACUCUCGGCAGUCCCCAGUUCGAGGGACCUACCGGAGCAGGGGAGGGGGGAAAUUCCCCACAUCGCUCUCCUCUGAGGACCUUCUCGCCCCCAGUCCGGGGGACACUUCAGAGCUCAAACCACAGGAGGAGCAAUCCCAAGACAAAACAGACAAGAAUGACACUUUGGGUAGAGGUCGACAGUGCUUAUCCGGGACAAACACAAAUGGAAGACAGGUCAAUGGUUCUUGCGAAGAAGAAGGGAAACCUUCGGAAACAGGGCCAUACAGCGAGGACCUAGGGGUAUCCAAAGCAUCAAAACCUAGAGAUGAUGUCAUCAUUCCAGCUCAAUCUUGUAAAGAUGACCCUUCAGAGCCCCCACCGACCCCGUCUACACCCGCUGGGGAAAGCCAGGAGGACGGUUCAAGGGAGGACAAGGCCCCCGAAUCUCCCAAAGACCAGGGAGAGGAACUGGACGAGGACUACGCGGGGAACGAGCGCGUGGUUUUCAACGCAGACGGGGACGCCUGUUACCAGGGCUGGGGCGAGAGCUGCACGGAUCCCGAGGACGACCUGUACGGCGACGACGAGGAUAUUGUCUACGACCCAGGCUCCGAUCUGACACAGAUUCCCGGCCUGCCGGAGGAAAACAAAGAGGACAUCCCUCCGAAGAGGAAGAUCCGCUUCAGCACUGCUCCCAUUACAGUGUUCAACACCUACUCCAAUGAGGACUACGACCGACGUAACGAGGAGGUGGAUCCCGUGGCCUCCUCCGCAGAGUACGAGCUGGAGAAGAGGGUGGAGAAACUGGAGCUCUUCCCAGUGGAGCUGGAGAAAGACGAGGACGGCUUGGGCAUCAGCAUCAUUGGGAUGGGGGUCGGUGCCGAUGCCGGCCUGGAGAAACUGGGCAUCUUCGUGAAGACGGUCAUCGAAGGCGGCGCCGCGGAGCGAGACGGCAGGAUCAAAGUGAACGACCAGAUUGUGGAGGUGGAUGGGACCAGUUUAGUGGGCGUCACCCAGAGCUUUGCUGCUUCCGUCCUCAGAAACACAUCGGGAGUAGUCCGGUUUGUGAUUGGCCGAGAGCGUCCGGGCCAGCAGAGCGAGGUGGCCGCUCUGAUCCAGCAGACCCUGGAGCAGGAGAGGAGGCAGAGGGAGCUCCAGGAGCAGCAGUACGCCCAGUACGACGCCGACGAUGACGAGCAGACGGGAGAGUACGCCACCGACGAGGAGGACGCGGCGACGGCGGCGGCGGAGGGCGAGAAGAGCAUCGAGGUGUUCGACCUGCCGGAGUCGGAGGAUGUCUUGUCUCCCUCGGAGCUGGACGCGACCAAACUCUACCAGAAGUUCCGAGAGCUUCAGAUCAAACACACAGUGACUGAGGCCGAGAUCCAGAAGCUUAAAAGCAAGUUGGCGUCAGUGGAGAAGGAGAAGCAGCGCUGGGAGAAGGAGAAGAGCCAGCUGAAGGCCAGCAUCGAGGAGAACAAGGAGAGGAUGCUGAAGCUGGAGAGCUACUGGAUCGAGGCGCAGACCCUGUGCCACACUGUCAACGAGCACCUGAAGGAGGCCCAGGCUCAGUACCAGGCGCUGGAGAAGAAGUACAACAAAGCCAAGAAGCUCAUUAAAGACUUCCAGCAAAAAGAGGUGGAGUUCAUCCAGAAGGAAGAUGCGGAGAGGAGGCGGCUGGAGGAGGCAGAGAAAGCUCACCUGGCAGAGAUCCAGGGGCUGCAAGUCAGGAUUGCAACGCUGGAGUCGGAGCUAAUGCAGCUGAUGAAGCAGAAUGGCAUCCAGGUCAACAACAACAACAGCAACAGCUCCGACAGGCUCCGCGCUCGGCAGCACAGCCCCGACCGCGCCGCAGCACAAGGCAGAGACCUGACAGAGGCCUCCUCCCGCUCCCCCAGCAAAACGAAGGGCCACAGAGGCGUCGUCAGAGACACCAUCAGCUCCGCAGAAGGAGAGGUCUCAGAGGGACACAACAGUCCGGCCCGCGGUCGCUCCAGUUCGAUCCGCGGCGCGACCCCCGGUGAUGGAGGAGCGGCGCUACGGCAGCCUGGGAGCGCGGAGAGCUCCCCAAGACGGUCGCUGUGCUCGUCAGCAACUGUAGUGAUCCAUCACGAUGGUUCUCAGUCGCCUGCAAAGUCGAGCCCCUCUCACGGUCUGAAGGAGCGUGUGCAAUCUGUAAACCCUGGCUCUACAGAUCCAUCAGCGGAGGACAGUCCAGGGAAACACAUGUUCAAGGGCCCCGGCGCCGGCGAGGACCUGAGCGGCAGCAGCAGCAGCUCCGUGGAGCUCAGCGGCCUGCAGAGCGAGGCCAAGACGUCAGGACACUCGCACAGCCUGGUGCUGUCCUCAGAUGAGAGCCUGGAUAUGAUAGAUGAUGAGAUCCUGGACGAGGGGCGGUUCCCGAAGCAGUAUCAGUGGCAGAGCCGCGGUAUUACCGAGUGGAGCUCCCAGCAAGUGGCCCGCUGGCUCAUGGGUCUCAACCUAGAACAGCAUAUUCUAGAAUUCACUGCCAAAAACAUAGACGGGGAACAGCUGCUGCAGCUGGACAGCGCUGAGCUCAAGGCACUGGGAGUGACAUCAUCGCAGGACCGUGCCCUGAUCAAGAAGAAGAUCAAGGACCUCAAGGUUCUGAUGGAGAAGGCGAAGAGGAGCCGCGAGAAGGCGGAGAAGCUACGGAGGAAGGAGCUGGAGCAGCGCAAGGGGAGCGAGGCCGAGUGACGUGGACCGGCGGACCUCCUCCUUUACCGUAGCACCACAGCGGGUGGCGUCAUGGAGCACAGUGGAGCCGGCCUGCUCGCCGGGUGGGCAGUUGUCAGCGGUGGAGCCCCCACCGCUCCACUGCCCUGACUGCUGAGGUUGGGCGACUUCUCCACCAAGUAAAUGAAACCAAAACGACCACCAGGACGACAGGAUGCUUCCCCAUCGUUCGCCUCCCUCAGUCCAGCCCCUCCUCUCACUCACUUCUAUUUAUUUGGCUGUUCAUAAGCUUGUAAAGUUGGUUUAUUUAUUCAUAUCCAGAAUAAGUCUCAUCCUCAGAGCUGCCUGUAUUAGCCUCCUUUUAGACCCAGUGACCAUGUACAUAUAAAGCGGAUUCAAAAUGUCUGACGUGCCAUUUUCAUAGACUUCCUGUUUUCAUAGAACCCUGUGCAGAUGACUCUCCACUGCUCGGGAGUCUGUGCAGUGGCAGUUCCCAUCUUCCACCACUAGGUGUCCUCGCGCUGCUCAUGAACAAUGGCAAUACUGGAACUUUAUCCAACAGGAACAAGACUCUGUCUGCAGGAAGCUGUACUGUAACUGUGACCGGGGCUGGAUGGUACACAUGUACAGUACUAAAGUACCCACAGUACUGCAGUACUGCACCACUGUCUGUGGACUGGUGAAACAGAAGAUGUUCAAAUGAACUUUCCCACUUAGAUGCAUAACGUUGCUUUGAGUCUGCUUGUAACCUGCUUUUGACCUCUUUUUAUAUUCUCUUAAUAAUGAAGUAAUACCCCGCUGCUGCCUUUAGGAACUCCAGAGUCGUAGGAUUUUUCUGAACUCUACCCGCUUCUGUGUGAGUGCUGAAACACAACAGUAGACGGAACAUUUCCGAAGCUGUCAUAGAGAUAGUUCAUUUGUGUGAUAGGUGGAGUAGCUGAUGCUACUGAUGUUACACUGGAAAUACCUGUACCCGAUAGAGGACUAUCAUCCUGGCUCAGUAAGAUUUAAAAAACCUUUUAAAUAUUUUUAUGUCUGUACUUUAUGCAGUUCUUCUUUUAGGAAUUCCGGGCUUCUCCGUGUUACUUCUUCACCAUUCCCCAGAUUCAUUCCGUAGGUUUACAGUGAACAUGGAGACGAACGAAGGCAGCUUUGGUUGUGAGUUCCUUAUGUUGUACUGCUAAGAAGGAGGAAUAGUCAGGGUUUUAAAUACCUCCACACAAGGCCAUAGUAACACAGGUGUUAUUUAUUUAUUUCUGUAUUUAACAGUGCAACAGAUUAUUGUUUAUUAUAACCUAUACAAGACUAUUAAGAACACCUAAUAAGAGUUUAUCCAGAAUUGUAUGAUUACCUCUUUUUGCCAAACAUAAUAAGAACUCAUUAACUCGAUCCUUAUCAAAUCAAGCUAAUCGUUUGGUGAAUGCAGAACAGAGUGAAGCAGUGUCGCGUUGUUCUUGUGUGAUUUCCUCUAACACAACCAUAGUGCUGCUCUAACUAGUGCUCCAAUAACCUGCUCAUCCUGUAUUCCUAUCAAUAUUUUGUACCUUUCUGUGAAUACCCGCCGUCGUCCGACUGCAGUCUUUUGAUUCUUUUUUAAUGUAUAGUAAAACACUGAGAGCAAUACAGUACGAUGUAAGAAUCCUAAGGUUGUGUGUGUGUGUGUGUGUGUGUGUGUGUGUGUGUGUGUGGUGGAGGCCACAGGUCCAGGCCUGAGCUCAGGUGUGAUGUCAAAGCUUUUCUGUUGUAUCGCGAUGAAGCGCUUGGUGCUACUUGCAGACACAAACAAGAAGAAACCCGUUUGAACCCGUUUGUCGCGUCGGGACGUGUUCAUCGUUCACAGCUACUGAAUGGCCACUUGUCACACUGAAUACAACGUGCAGUCACUGUUUGCUUUUGUAUCGUCAAUUUUUUUCCUCUACAUAGAUUUUGACCUCUCUAUUACUUUCUGUCUUUGUCUACAAACUCAUUUGAAACCUAGGAUCCCAAUGAAGGUUUAAGAUUAAAAUGAAAAAGAACAAUACA